Gracilinanus agilis (Agile Gracile Mouse Opossum) is the source of this 615-nucleotide messenger RNA. RefSeq names its product NIM1 serine/threonine protein kinase (gene NIM1K). The record is from RefSeq and is a predicted model, not a curated record. Gene Ontology annotation, biological process: intracellular signal transduction; microtubule cytoskeleton organization; protein phosphorylation. Gene Ontology annotation, molecular function: tau-protein kinase activity; ATP binding; protein serine/threonine kinase activity. Gene Ontology annotation, cellular component: cytoplasm. Bases 1 to 615 code for a protein of 204 amino acids. Lineage: Eukaryota; Metazoa; Chordata; Mammalia; Didelphimorphia; Didelphidae. The transcript is spliced from 2 exons.
AUGACCACAGUUUAUGUGAAUGGAGCCCUGGGGAGCCCCCGCUAUGCCAGAUGGAAUCGCCGGGAAAGCACUGAAGACUGUGGCUGGACGGAGCGCUACCAGGGCGAUGCGGAAGGGUCGAAUCACAGGCUGACGCCGUUUGAGAAACUCACUCAAGACAUGUCCAAGGAUGAGAAGGUGGUGAGAGAAAUCACCCUUGGGAAGAGGAUUGGUUUCUACCGGGUUCGAGGGGAAAUUGGAAGUGGAAACUUCUCCCAGGUGAAGCUUGGAAUUCACUCCCUAACCAAAGAAAAGGUGGCUAUUAAGAUCCUGGACAAGACCAAGUUAGACCAGAAAACCCAAAGGCUACUGUCGCGUGAGAUCUCCACCAUGGAGAAACUGCAUCACCCCAACAUCAUCCGUCUUUAUGAAGUUGUUGAGACCCUGUCUAAGCUCCACCUGGUGAUGGAGUAUGCUGGAGGGGGAGAGCUCUUCGUGAAGAUCAGCACCGAGGGGAAGCUCUCAGAAACCGAAAGCAAGCUCAUUUUCUCCCAGAUUGUGUCCGCUGUGAAGCACAUGGUGAGCUGGGAGAUAUUCCUGAGUGUCCACAAUACCAGUCUGGCUAGAGUUGCUUGA